AUGCCUGUGUUGCCCUUGCAAGCGCGAUCGAGAGUUUUAAGGCUGGCAUCGUUAAGACAUUCGCAGUUUCUCUGGGCCGCGGCAAGAAGGUCUUUUUCAGGUGCUGGCCCAGGAUUGCAUUUAUGGGCGGAAAAUGCCCGUCGCGAGGUGUUUGCAAGGCUUCAUGGGCUGCGGAAAAGCAAAGCAACGCCUCAGGAGGUGCUCUUCAUCGUCUCAGAGUGCCAGCGAAGGCAGCUGCUAAAAGAUCCACGGGAUUGGGUAGUCGCUAUGAGUUCCUUAGGCCACGUUGGCCUAUGGACAGAUACUUUGGCGCUGUUCGAGGCAAUGCACUUAGAGACCGCAGUUGCGGUGCAUGCCUUCAAUGCGACCUUGUCUGCUGUGCAGAGAGCGCAGCAGUGGGAAGCCGCAGUGGCCUUGUUCGCUGACAUCGAGCGCUACUCAUUGACGCCAGAUACAGUGACGUGCAACGCUUUACUCACUGCGUGUGACAAAGGAGGGCAAUGGCAGAGUGCCCUGAGUCUCUUGGAAAGGAUCGGUCCUACAUAUCACCUCCAGCCCAAUGUUGUCAGCUACAGCACGACGCUUUCAGCUUGUGAGCGAGGGCGGGCUUGGGAGCACGCGCUGCAGGUAUUUGCCAACAUGAAUGGCUGUGAGAUUUCUCCAGAUGUGGUGGUUUUCAAUGCGACGCUCAGUGCGCUUGAUGGGGGUUCCCGAUGGGAGGAGGCUUUGACUUUGCUGGAAGAGAUGAAUGAGAUUAAGCUGAAGCGGACUCUUGCCACAUACGGUUCUGCAAUCAGAGCUUGUGGCAAUGCCUUUCAAUGGGAGGAGGCAGUUGAGCUGAUGAGAUCGCUGCAAAAUAGGCAGAAACCAAAUCUCAUCAUUUUGAACCUGUGCCUAGAUGCAUGCCGCAAGGCGCGAAACCUUCAUGCUGCACUGAAGCUGUUCAAUGACAUGCAAAUCGAGUCAGAGCGACCGGACAUGCUGAGCUACACUUCCCUGAUAUCCGCAUGCGGAUAUGGGGCGGAGUGGCAACUUGCCAUCCAGCUGCAUGAGGAUGCGCUGAUGACAGGGCAACCUGAUAUUUUUUCUUUCAAUGCUGUGCUUGGAGUGUGCCGGCAAGCAAGCCGAUGGGAAGAGUCUCACAGGAUUCUUGAAGGGCUGCUGCUCCAUGGGCUUUCUCCAAGCAUGCCAACGUACAAGGCUUUGAUUGCUGCUUGUGCUUACGCCAUGCGAUGGUCUGAUGCAUUGAGCCACUUGCGUGCCUUGCAGAAGUCCGAUAGUUUGUACAUUGGUGCAGCCCGUGGCAAAGAAGACCUCAUCCUGCAAUUCGGUAUUGUCUCCAAAGCUUGUGCAGAGGCCGGUUUGGCCAGUCGCUCGCAAGCAUUGGUUGAUGAGGCCGAGUUUGCAGCAGCUGCGAAGGGUUUAGCAGGGAGAUUACCAAGAGAGUGGAUCAGUGUUCUUCACUGGCAAGCAGCAUUGGCCUACUUCCAAAGACUGAAGCAGGCCAUUGACAGAGAUGACACGGAAGAGGGUGUGCAAGUCGUUGGAUUAGCUGACCUUCUCCUUGAUGCAGGGCAAGACACAGCUGCCAUGAGCCUUUUGUUGGAAGCACAGGAGGCUCAGAUCUUUUCUCUGUGGCAAAAGACAAAGAAGGCUGACAUCUUGGACUUACAUUCUCUAGGCCCUGGUUCUUGCUCUGCCGCAGUAGCAGAAGCGGCUGUGAGUGCAGCACUACUGCAACUGGCAGAGAAGCGGGCCUUUCGCGCAACACGUGGCUUUGUUGUUGUUACUGGACGUGGACUAGGAAGCCUUCGAACAAGUCCGCUGUUGCUGCCAGCCAUUUCGUCAUUUCUCAGCCAGCUGGGACUUGAUAUUCGACAGGCCACGGGUUUUGUAUUUGUGCCGCGAAGAUCUUUGCACGACCUGUGGCAGGGUGUAAAAAGAUCGAACGACCCUUUGUCAUGUUGUUUUGUCAAAACAAACAGAGUCGUCAAAGUGGAGAGGUUUUUCUUAUUGUUGCUAGCUGCUUACAAGGUUAGACCGUACUAUGGAAUUGAAUGCGCUUGA
Messenger RNA from Durusdinium trenchii, 2067 nucleotides. Lineage: Eukaryota; Dinophyceae; Suessiales; Symbiodiniaceae. The record is from the annotation of a GenBank genome assembly.